Molecule: messenger RNA, 1953 nt
Organism: Ictidomys tridecemlineatus (thirteen-lined ground squirrel)
Lineage: Eukaryota; Metazoa; Chordata; Mammalia; Rodentia; Sciuridae
Source: RefSeq, a predicted model, not a curated record
AUGACCACAACCCCCACCAAUGGCUGCCGCUCACACCUGGACUCCAGGUACCAGAGACUUUGUGAUAUGUCUGAAGCAUGGGGCAUCGUCCUAGAAACAAUAGCCGCAGCAGGGGCUGUGACCUCAGUGGCCUUCAUGUUCGCUCUCCUGAUCCUCAUCUGUAGGGUGCAGGACUCCAACAGACGGAAAAUGCUUCCGACCCAGUUUCUCUUCCUCCUGGGAGUGUUGGGGGUCUUUGGCCUCACCUUCGCCUUCAUCAUCAAGCUGGAUGGGGGCACAGGGCCCACACGCUUCUUCCUCUUUGGUGUCCUCUUUUCUAUUUGCUUCUCUUGCCUCCUGGCUCAUGCUUUCAACUUGAUGAAGCUAGUCCGUGGGAGGCAGCCUCUGUCCUGGAUGGUGAUUCUGGGCCUAGCGGUGGGCUUCAGCCUGGUACAGGAUGUCAUCGCCAUUGAAUAUGUUGUCCUCACCAUGAACAGGACCAAUGUCGACAUCUUUUCUGAGCUUUCUGUUGCUCGUCGAAACGAAGACUUUAUCAUGUUGCUUAUCUACGUCCUUUUCCUGAUGGCGCUGACCUUCCUCACAUCCUUCUUCACCUUCUGUGGAUCCUUCAGUGGCUGGAAGAGACAUGGGGCCCACAUCUGCCUCACCAUGUUCUUCUCCAUUGUCAUCUGGGUGGCAUGGAUCACUUUGCUCUUGAUUCCUACCCCUGGCCCCGAAUGGGAUGACACUAUCUUGAGCACAGCCUUGGUUGCCAAUGGCUGGGUUUUCCUCUUGGCUUAUGUCGCCCCUGAGUUUUACCUGCUUACAAAGCAACGGAACCCCAUGGAUUACCCGUUGGAAGAUGCUUUUUGUCAACCUCAGCUCAUGAAGCAGAGCUAUGGUAUGGAGAACAGAGCCUAUUCUCAAGAGGAAAUCACUCAAGGUUUUCAAGAGUCAGGGGAUACCUGCUAUGCCCCUUAUUCCACCCACUUGCAGCUUCAGAAUCGGACUCCCCAAAAGGAUUUCUCCAUCCCCCGGGCCCAGGCUCGAACCAGCCCUUACAGUGACUACGAAGGAAGGAAAGAGAGCAGUUAGCUCUGUUCCAAAGAAAGGAGUGAUCGCAGCCAGGCAGCAGACCCAGCCAGCAGUCCAAAGAGAUGUGGGCUAAAUCCUGUCUUCCAAGAGAACUGCAUGAAACAUUGUGGGGACAGCUGCCUGCCCUCAGCCUCAGCCACUGUGCUUGUGGGGCUUCUGAGACUCUAGUUCUUCUUAGCAUUGUGGUCUUUUCCUUUGUCCCAUACUUAGGGUACUUUAUUGAAGUGGGAGUCCUGGGCAGCUCAGGGUGACUCUUACUAUUUUCUUAUGUGUGACUAAAAGUCUGGGCAUCUGACCGCAUGCUGGCUCAUUCAACUCCUGAGGCGAUUCAUUAGGUAGGUUUGGUGGAAAUCACUUGGCCAGAGUGGAACUGCAAAUCUGAGCAAAUCCAGCAAGGGUCUGUGUCUCAGCCUCAUCUUGUCAAAAUCUACACUGGAAGCCAACCUCCUGGUAGUCCCUUCCUUGCCUUCUUGCCUGACAGGAGAGGUCAAGGUCACCCAAAUCUAUGCUUCUAGAUGAUGUUCCUGAUCAUAGGGCCUCUCCAUCUCCCCAGCACCAAUUCACAGGGCAUCCUUCUUUCUUACACCAUCCCCAAACUUGUUCUUGACCCCCAAACAUAAUCUUUCAUGUGUACUUUGCCAGGAGUUCUCCGGACCUCACUAGCAUGCACAGCCCAGUUUCUCCUGGCCAGGAAAAUUUAUGCACUGUUCUUCUUAUAAAUUCUUGUCUAAUCUGUUUGCUUCUCAGCCUCUGUUAAUAUAUUUACACUGUAUUUAUCUCCUGAGUUCUGUAAGUGGGCAUUGUCUACUCUUGGGGGUAUUCUGUGGUAAGUUAUUCACUUGUAUAUGCAAUAAAGAUGUGGCGGUGACUUUUAAAAUA